Messenger RNA from Hyposmocoma kahamanoa, 4981 nucleotides. It is a transcript of the gene Nup98-96, whose product is annotated as nuclear pore complex protein Nup98-Nup96. Lineage: Eukaryota; Metazoa; Arthropoda; Insecta; Lepidoptera; Cosmopterigidae. The record is from RefSeq and is a predicted model, not a curated record. Bases 275 to 4981 code for a protein of 1568 amino acids. The transcript has 39 exons. Gene Ontology annotation, biological process: RNA export from nucleus; post-transcriptional tethering of RNA polymerase II gene DNA at nuclear periphery; protein import into nucleus. Gene Ontology annotation, molecular function: structural constituent of nuclear pore. Gene Ontology annotation, cellular component: nuclear pore cytoplasmic filaments; nuclear pore.
UGCUCUUCAUUGUUGUCAGGGCAUCAUAUAAUAACGACCUAUAUGUUAUUUAACACCUCUGUAAACUUUAUAUGGAGCAAUAAAUUCAAUUGAAUGAACCCUCGCCUGAGAGGAGAGCCGUGAUCAGCAGUGGAACGUAUAAACCCAUUGAUAAUGAUGAAUCGUUACGUCUAAUUAUUGUUAUUUGUAACUUACAGAUCCUUCACCAUGCUGGUAGCCAUUUGACGUUAAGAGAAGCAUUACUUGUGUUAAGGAAAAGUGAUACAGCAGCACCAUGUUCGGCAAUAAACCCGCUUUUGGGAAUACCUCCGGUGGAUUUGGGUCAUUCAAUAGUACGGCAACAACAGCGUCACCCUUCGGCGGUUUCAAGCCGACAACGGGCACCAGCGCGUUUGGGGCUCCACCAACCUUCGGCGCCAAUGCAACUCCCCAGCCUGCUACUGGAGGAGGUCUUUUUGGCUCAGCAAAUACAUCUACUGGGGGUCUUUUCGGGGCAUCAACAUCAACUGCCACUUCGGCGUUCGGGGGUACUUCGAGCGGAUUUGGCUUUGGCGCUAACGCACCUUCUGGCGGUCUCUUUUCCAAUAACACUCCUGGUGGGGGGUUGUUCGGAACUCAGAGUACUUCUGCUUUCGGAGCUAAGCCUGCUGGUUUCGGUUUUGGCAAUACAUCAACAGCAAGUACAUCGGGAGGCGGUCUCUUCGGCGGCACGGCGACCACCGGAACAGGUCUAUUCGGCCAGCAGAACAACGCAUUGAGCGGCGGUGGUCUAUUCGCCAAUACUACAGGCGCUUUCGGUCAGCAGCAACCACAGCAAGCGGGGACAGCACACGUGAAGUACAAUCCUGUGGUCGGCACAGACGUGGUUGUGAAGUCGGGAUCUUCGCAGAAUGUCAAUAUUAAACACCACUGCAUUACUUGCAUGAAGGUGACCAGUGUACGGUAUGAUGACAUAUUUCAUAUAACAGACAUGUGCAAUUCAAAUCCAGCAUUCGGCCAAACUACGACGGCGUCCUCGCUUUUCGGCGGCGGCGGCGCACUUGGCACCAGCACCGCCGGCGGCUUCGGGCAAACCAAUGCAUUUUCGUUCGGAGGCAACACUACCAAUACUACGAACACAACCGGUGGACUCUUUGGCGCUCCAAAGCCUGCCUUUGGGGCUACUUCUACUACAGGUACUGGGUUGUUUGGCGCGGCGUCCACCCAAGCUCCCACCUUCGGUACCACCACACCUUCCUUCGGUUUCGGUUCCAACACUCAGAAUCAGAGCGGCAUUCUUUUCGGUGCGAAGCCAUCGACGUCGGGCUUCGGCACGACCGCCCCUACGGGUGGCUUUGGGGCGUUCACCGGCGGCGGUGGACUCUUCGGGAACAAACCGGCGCAGACCAGCGCGCCUGCCUUCGGGACUACCACACCAGCUUUCGGGUCCAUGUCUGGAGCUUUCGGCACAAACACGUCAACCUCGGGCGGCGGUUUGUUCGGCGGGAACACCACCUUCGGUAAACCCACUACCUCGGCCCCUACAUUCGGCUUUAACGCUCCCAGCACCGGAUUAGGCACGGGUCUAGGUACUGGCCUUGGCGCUAACACUUUCCAAGCUAAACCAGUUGGCUCCUUCGGCACGCUCGGUGGAGGUGGUACGAUGUUCCAGACGGCUACUCAGCCUAAUUUCUCUUCAGGUCUGGACGGCGGUGGGCUCGGUGGAGGCGGUCUAUUCGGCAACACCAACACACUCGGGGGUGGAGGCCUAGGCCUCGGCGGACUUGGGGCUAACACCAAUUUCAAUACAAACGCCAACAUCUCCGGCGCAUCGGCGGCAGGCAACGUGCACGAGCAAAUCCUGACGCUCGUCGCGAGGCCGUACGGCGACACGCCGCUCUUCAAGGACCUGCUGCCUGAUACUUCAACCACAGCAGAAGAUGUCUUAAAGCCAACAAACCCAGCUGCUGUAAAGGCAUUGUUGGAUAGCAGCAAUAACAACAUGUAUCGUGUGACUUCACCUACUGCCAUGCGGCUCAAAGUACAACCCAGCAACAAAGUCACUCAGCAUAAGAAAUCUCUCUUCGACGGUCUAGAAGAGUCGGACGCGACUCUAGAAGACAAACUCAGUCUAAAACCUAGCCGCAAGCGCCUAGUGCUAAGACCUAGAUCACAGAUUGAGGAACAGAAUGAGUCUUUGGAACACGCACAACAAAAUAACAGGUCCUUGGAAGACGCACGCCGUGAAACAAAUGGACCUCAAAAGGAAAAAGAUGAUAACAAAUCUGUAGAGGAAACGCAGCGGCUCAGAAAAGAUAUGAACCUCGAAAAGAAUAGUUUGGACGCUAGUUCCGACCGACAUGGCAGUUGGUUGAACGCGCACAACUGGAGCGCGGAAAAAGAAAAGUCUAUCGACAAUGAACCAACUCCGAGGCUCUAUCCUAAUUUAAGGAACUUGGAUAAGGAGAUACCCAUCACGACUGAACGGCGGGCCAGCUGGUUGACAACCAAACCUCUCCGCAAGCCCCUGUCGACAAACCCUGAGGCUGUGGAGAACUCGGUUAGGGAGCUAGGUGUUCGGUCGGGAUCCGACAGGUCGCAUGAUAAGGAGAAUGUUGAUACAUUAUCUGUGACAGAAGAAGAACACGUGGCUCCCCGAGAUCUACCACCGCACCCUACGGGGGUGAAGCUCACUAGACCCGGGUAUUAUACCAUACCAUCGUUAGACGAAAUGAUAAAGUACAUGCGUCCUGAUGGAUCAUGCGUAGUACCACACCUCACGAUCGGCCGCAAGAAUUAUGGCAACGUGUAUUACGACUGCGAGAUUGAUGUCGCCGGUUUAGACCUUGAUUCGCUGGUGCACUUCCUAAACAAAGAGGUUACCAUAUAUCCUGAUGACUCGGAGAAGCCUGAAGUCGGACAAGGCCUGAACCGACGGGCCAUCGUUACCCUUGACCGCAUAUGGCCACGGGACAAGACUGAGAAGAAACCUAUCACGGAUCCUGAAAGAUUAUUAGCGAUGGACUACGAAGGCAAAUUGCGAAGAGUGUGCGAUAAGCACGACACGAAAUUCAUCGAGUAUCGGCCUCAGACCGGCAGUUGGGUGUUUCGAGUGGAACACUUCAGUAAGUACAGCCUGACGGACUCUGACGAAGAAGACGAAGUCCCCGAAGUGUUGAAGAGGCAAAUCGUCAAUCAACAGCUGCAGAAAGCGGCACCACCAGCUCCCCCAAAGCCCCCCACAACAUUGCAACCAGGUCUAUCCGGGCUAGGGGGCCUGGCGACCCUGUCGUCGCCUAUGACCAACACCAGUGGCCUUCUAAGUGGUCCUCUGGUACCUGGUUUCGGCCACGAAGACAGUUUGUUGGCCAUGCAUCAUACUUCUCUUAAUUUGCUCAAUGGAGCUGGAAAAGCUUUUGAAAUGGACACCACGGAAGACAAUACAGAAUCCCAAAGCAUGUACCAAGACAGUCACAGAGCGUUUGGAGUGAAAAGCCCAACGAGCGAGUUGGCCCGGUUGGAGCACCGACAGAGCCACAACGUUCAGCUCAUGAAGGCUUCGUUGUACGCUGAUGCAGAAAUGGAAGACGACGUGUCGGUGUCGACGGGCGACCAGCAAGUGCCGCGCGCUGUGCCGCUCGGCAUUCUGCAGCGGCCGCCUUCUGCGCAGGCGGUGGAGCAAGACAUGCUCACCGAGGAGGUGGUGCCCGUGCUCUCCGAAGAGUUACCGAUGAAGCCUCUAAUCGUCCGACCUCAUACAGUUGUGUUAAAAUAUCAUCGCAAAGUACCACCGUUCAAGCGUACUAUAGCAGCCCGUCUGAACGCGUCGUGCAUCGCAGACAUGGCGGUGUGCCGCGCACGACACUCCCGCGUGGGCUUCGGUCCUAGGAACACCAUGCUGUACGCCACUUCCUAUGACGCCAUCUCUGAUUUGCCCAGAAAUGCUGAGAUAUGCGAUUUGGCCAAAUACGUGCGAGGUCGCGGCGUGGACGACUGGAGUGAACCGGUCGUGACUAGACUUGCUAUUGGCCAUUCUUGCCCUACCAACACUUAUCAGGAAACUUUGACUCGCCAUUUGGAAACUCUCCUGGAGUACUCCGCGUUUUCACAAGCACCGGAGAAUACCUGUCCUCGGUUGACCGUGAUGUCUUCACCCAGCGACCGGUUAGCCAUGCUCAGGCGAUUGUCCAAAGACGCUAGGACUGUGGCUAGAAAACACGCACAGUUUGGUGUAUCGAGUGCAUAUUGCGACGAAGUUUUUCGACUGUGCGAAGCGCUGUGGGGCCUUGAUUUAGAAAAUGACGGCAUCCCAGGUACAGACGAGUUGUCAAUAGUAAACAGACACAAGAGAAUUCUGGAAUGGUUCCUCACGGCAGUAGCUGACGUCACCGACCAGGACCUUUCCAAGCCGAGACAGGGCGAGAAAGAAGAUGUGUCGGACGGACAUAGCGUUCGUGUAUGGACGCUGUUACUAGGAGGGCGCAUUGUCGAAGCCUGUAAGGUGGCCAGGGAAAAUGGGGAUCUUGUUAUGGCUACACUCAUCGCGCAAUCCGCUGGUAGCCCUAGCUUCCGUUCCCUAGUAUCCCGGCAACUUUCCCUCUGGCGAGAAUGCGGUGCAGACGGGUUAAUAGCUUCACACCGAUUGGCUGCACUUCAACUAAUCGCAGGCCAGAGUUCACCUAGAGACCACUUACUGAACACCGACUGGUUGAGAGCGUUGCACGCUACCGCUAGAUACCUCUGCCCUCAAGUGCCUUCAAUGGAGCAAAUAAUCAGGACCUACGAGUCAUUCUUCUCCCAUUCGGAUGAAGAAGUCGACUUAUCCACGAUUGUUACCGACGAAAUGGGCAUGGAGUUUCCGUUGCCGCCUUAUAGGAAAGACUAUGACGUCAGCUCUUAUGAGAUAACUACAGAUUUAGCCGAGCAAGCAUCAGAAAUGUGCGUCGAGUCAACCGCCAGCUCGCCCAUCUCUUCGCAUCACCGUGCAACGGUACAUAGUUAG